AUGAGGGAAAGGGCCAAGGGCUGGUUCAUUUUUUCCACUCGACAGUCUCUCCAGGACGAUUGUGGGGCCGCGGGCUCGCCAAGCACCGACCGGGAGCCCCGCGGUGCACCCCCCCCCUCCCAGGCCCGAGCGCAGAGCGCCGCCGCACGUCGAGGCGUCCGGGGCGAGCGGCUCAUGCUGGCCCUUCCCCGACGCCCGGCUCGGCCACUCUGGCCUCGGGGGAACGAACCGAAGCCGAGCAGCAGCCUGAGGUCGCCUGGCCCCGACGGACCACUGGGGCGGAAGGCCCGCCAGCCGCCGGACAGAGCGGCGACCGCCCCGCUGCGCCCAGACCCUGCGCCUCCUCCGGCGGGAGCCCGCGGGGUGCAGAGGCACCGGCAGCCGCGGCGCCCCUCUACGCACAGACACCCCCCCCUCCCAGCAGCGGGGCACGACCCGCCCCUCGCGAGCCUACCUGAGCCGUGUCGCGGGUCGGGCGCAGGUGAUGAGUUCAGGCGAGCAGCUGGCGGAGCGGAGCGGAGCACCAGCCGCACUCACCCUGCGGAGCUCCGGCGGUGGGCGGGGCCCGGCCGCGACCCUGGCGCGCUGGUCACGCCCACCCGCGGAGGCGGGGCUUCUGGGCACGCCCGGGGCCACCGCAGGUCCCCUCCCACCUGGGUUAGCGCAGCCCACCGCGCAUCUGCGGGCGGAGGGACCCGGCCGCCCAGCCCUCCCGGCUAG
Molecule: messenger RNA, 720 nt
Organism: Hipposideros armiger (great roundleaf bat)
Lineage: Eukaryota; Metazoa; Chordata; Mammalia; Chiroptera; Hipposideridae
Product: proline-rich protein 2-like
Exons: 1
Coding region: 1-720 (239 amino acids)
Source: RefSeq, a predicted model, not a curated record